AUGUUUGGAGGUGCAGAAUGGAGGACUCUGGAGAUGGUGUUGGUCUUACAGGAAUCAAUCGCCAGCGGCCGCCAUGCUAAGUAGGUGGCUAGGUACAUAGCGUGGGCUUUGCCAUGGACAAUUGUAGUUGAGGAAGGAGCGUAGGGUUAGACUUCUAUGUUGCACCUGCAGGUGUUCAUGGGAGGUGAACGUGGUAAGCCGGGUAAGAAACGCUCCUCCCUCACAAAUUUCCUGACCAUGGAAAUAUCCAGAGGCAAAGUCAAAGAGAACAGCUCUUGCCUCUGGAUAUCAACUCCCUCUCAGCGAAUUGGAAGCGUCCAGAUUCCAGACACGUGGGAUGUUGCAACUUCUGCAAUGCUUUCCAAAUAUGUACCAUAGCGAUGUUUUAGCAUUCCCUACACUUCCAAUUGACCAGUACCAGUACUUCUACUUGACCUCGCCUCUUUCAGAUACCUAUACACCAGGUAAAAAUAUGAAUCAAAACACAAAUAGGCCAUCCUACCAAACACCCCAACAAGUGUAUCCCAGUACUCCACAGUCAUCCACUCGCACUCCAGGAAGCUCUCCUCGUCGCUUAUGCCCAACAAGCAGCGGAAAGCCCCCGAAACGAAGCUUAUCACUCAACCUCUUUUCAAUCAUCAACAAGUUCGAAGCUCUUGAUGCGGUCAGUCUGCCAUACCGGUACCCUGGACUUCAACCUGCUCCUCUGCAGGUAUCAAGAAACACUUCUAGGCGGAGAGACGGACAUGGAGCUGGCAUGGAUAGACUUUCCACUAUUUUCAGUCCCGGUGGUAAAGGAUAUGAAGGAUACAUUCCUCUCGGCUCUGAAGAGUGUCUAAGGCCUAUUCCUCGAAGACAAGAGCCUUCUGUAAGUGUUGAGGAGUGUACACCAACCACUGGAAUCAAAAGAUGGAAAGGACGUCCUCGCAAGUCUAUGUCGCCUCAGAAAUCAAAUACGUCGACUACCGAACGAGGUAAUAGACGUUCGAGGUCCGAUUCUGACCUGAAAGAUACAAGUCGCUUAUUAUCUUCUGCGAAAACCCGUUUGGAGAACGGGGGGAGUAAGAGACACAGAUCAAUCAAAGAAAUGAUCAAGUUUUAUGAUGGAGGUUCGGAAACUACCUCGUUCCCUCUUACACCAAGAAGAAAAGCUGACGAGCUUUGUCCACAGCAGCUUCAACACGACAUAAUACCAAAACAAAAACCUCGUUCGCAGAUUCGUCGAUUUCCGAAACCCCAGUCUCACUUCUCCUCUCACCGAUGGUUACAAACGACAAUAGAAACUCGACCGUCAGAAGAAGAACCCUCACAAAGCCCAGCACUGUCUAUGUCACAUCAACCGGGUCCCCUCAUACAGCCACGGGUAGAAGACAGAGCCACGCAUUCGGAUUCAGAGCAAAAGAGUCUUUUUCUACUCAUUUCCCAACUUCCAAAUGGUCUACUACACGGCCAAGAUCUCCCUCUAGAACCCGACGCCAAAGUUCAUUUAGAGACACCCCUGAUACUGGUUCCAAAAGAAGUUCAUUCCGUGGUCGUUCUCUUCCGAGAAUUGUGGUCAAGCAGCAGUCCUCUGAAGCUCGUACCAAUGGAUCAGCAAACAAGACUCCCUCACGAUAUCAGCGAAACCAAUCUCUUGGGCCUUCAAGAUCUGGGACUGGAAGUCGCGUAAGUCUAAGUAAAGCAAAGAUUGGAAACAAGAUUGAGGCAUUGUACAGAGCAAAGAGUCUGGAAAGAGGAAAGAAAGAAUCUCCAGAGAAACCACCCAAGACACCGACAAGUAGAAACAUAACAAAACCUAGCCCAUGGCAAAGCAGUGCGCGUACCGUGAUUACCCAUCGAGGAGGCCCAGAUAUUAGCCCAUCCAAAGUUGCCGAGAUAAAGAAACUGUUCGAGGGACAACAGAGAGUCGAGGAUUCAACUCCAGUCUCGCCACGGGUCAAUCCUAAGUUGACCAAGCUCAAUAAGCCCGCUAUAUCCCAACAAGAAAGCUCGCACAAAUCUCAAAAGUCAUCAUCUCCACAGCUACAAUUACAACCACCUCCGCCGAUGCGAGAUAUUAGCAACAGACAGACGCCAGUUCUGUCAUCGACUACAAUUCCGGAAAAGAUUCCACAAUCUCACUCUUCUCAAAUCAGUGCACUGGCAAGUCCCAAGUCUGAGAAAAAGCCCGAGCCUACAUCACCACAACGUCCACGAAAUAAAACUUUAGUGGACAGAAUCAAGCUUUUCGAAGAUGGUAUACGACCAAAAGAGACAACCGGUCGUUUGAAGAAAAGAAGCUUUUCAGGCAAAGGCGCAAACCCCAUCAUCGCAUCCCGCAAAACCUUCUUCGAGCUCCCCAGCUGGAAGAAUGUUAGUAAACCCAAAAUGCACAGCAAAGCCGAACUAAACGCGACCGAAAUUGAAGCCAUCGUGGAAGAAUUCCAUGACGGAGCAGCCGGCGGCAAACUCGGAAAGCGCAAAAACAUCGUGGGGAAAUGGAAUGCCUUCUCGCAUGAUUCCAACGGCACCGGACACAGCAAGAACAACAAAGAAAACGACGAAACGAAAGCGCUUCUCACGAGAACGAGCGAGGAACUAGAACGAAUGGUGGUCAAGGAGGCGGAAUGUGGAUUGAAGGAGCCGAAGCCGAUGAGACUGGUGGAGAUGAAGCGGAUGAUGCUUCUUUGUAGAGAGAAGGCGGGGUUUGGGGGGGAUCGAGAGAAGUUGAGGGUUGGAGGGCAGUUUAAGAGGGUUUAG
Hymenoscyphus albidus is the source of this 2739-nucleotide messenger RNA. The record is from the annotation of a GenBank genome assembly. NCBI's taxonomy places the organism in Eukaryota, Fungi, Ascomycota, Leotiomycetes, Helotiales, Helotiaceae.